UUUUGAAAGGAAUGUGCACGCUUUCUUCGUCACGUGUCAAGGUAGAUUAGUGUUAAAAAAAUAAUAAUGAAUAAAUAAAUAAAUAAAGAGAAAAUCGGAAUGUGUUGCUACGACAACAGUAAAAACAUAAACAUUCUAUAACAAAGUCGUUAUGUUGUUAUAAAUACAAUUAACAUGCCACCCAUCGUUCAGAGCGAGGAAGAGUCGACAACAAACAAUAAGUGCAGGACAGUUGCACAUGGAGAAAGUGGUAGCAGUGAUGAAUAUGUAUAUGAAAGUAAUACUCCAGAUUCGAGAGAUGAAUUGUUAAGUCCGACACCAUUUUCCCUUUCCUCCCAUUCUCCUGUUCUGUCACCUCGACCUCCGUGUUCUCCUCACCGUUUAAAGGGGAAAAGAGAGCGUACAUGGUCCAUGACGAAGUCAGGUUCAUCUAGAGAACCGGUAUUAAGGACACAACAAAGAACGAUAUAUACAGCUGGUCGGCCACCAUGGUACGACACUCAAGGACAGUUAGUAGAGCCAUUUGUUAUUGGUAUUUGUGGGGGAAGUGCUUCAGGAAAAACAACAGUAGCACGUAAAAUAAUUGAAGCACUAGAUGUACCUUGGGUUACAUUAUUAAGUAUGGAUUCUUUUUAUAAGGUUUUGAAUGAAGAACAACAUAAAUUGGCUCAUCAGAAUAAAUAUAAUUUUGACCAUCCUGAUGCAUUUGAUUUUGACCUGUUGAUAGAAACUGUAAGAAAGUUGAAAGAAGGCAAAAGAGUUGAAGUCCCUAUUUAUAACUUUGUGUCACAUUCCAGAGAGAAAAGAAUGAAAAUAAUGUAUGGAGCAAAUGUUAUAAUAUUUGAGGGAAUAUUGGUAUUCAGUCAUAAAAAACUCCUAGAAUUGAUGGACAUGAAAAUUUUCAUUGACACGGACUCAGACAUCAGAUUGGCAAGAAGGCUAAAGAGAGACAUAAUGGACAGGGGAAGAGACUUAGAAGGAGUCUUGCAUCAGUACGAAAAAUAUGUAAAGCCCGCUUUUGAUUAUUACAUUGCUCCUUCCGUAGUGCAUGCCGACCUCAUUGUUCCGAGGGGAGGCGAAAACAAAAUAGCAAUCAGCCUCAUAGUUCAGCACGUUCACACCCAACUGCAAUUAAGAGGCCUCAAGCUGAGGUCGAAACUUGCACAGUCACACGCUGGCCAGCCUCUCCCGCAGACUCUGCACAUCCUGCCUUCCACACCUCAGGUCCGUGGCCUUCACACUUUUAUCAGGAACAAUGAUACUUCUCGUGAUGAAUUUAUUUUCUAUUCCAAACGCCUUAUGAGACUCCUUAUAGAAUACGCUCUGUCGAUGCUGCCUUUUAGAGACAUUAUAGUGGAUACGCCUCAGGGAAUCCCUUAUCAGGGAAAAAGAAUAUCCACUGAAAAGAUUUGCGGAGUGUCGAUACUGAGGGCAGGCGAAACAAUGGAGCAGGCACUCUGCGACGUGCUGAAAGAUGUUCGGCUCGGAAAAAUUCUCAUACAGACCAAUUUCGAUACCGGAGAACCAGAAUUAUAUUAUUUGAGACUUCCCAAAGACAUCAAAGACUACUACAUCAUAUUGAUGGAUGCCACGGUAGCCACCGGAGCCGCUGCCAUGAUGGCCAUAAGAGUGCUUCUCGACCACGAUGUGUCAGAAGAAAACAUAUUUCUCUGUUCUCUGUUGAUGGCAGAGUCAGGAGUCCACACCAUUGCAUACGCUUUCCCCAAAGUACAAAUUAUUUCAACUUCGGUUGAUCCAGAAGUGAAUGAGAGUUUCUACAUUCUUCCAGGAAUCGGUAACUUUGGAGAUCGCUAUUUCGGAACGGAAGCUUCGACCAGCUGACAUCUCCACCACGGCAAAAAAAAAAAAAUCAUUUGUUCCUUAGUAAAAGCCAAUUCUGUGAUAGUAUAUCCUCCGAGAUAAAUUCAGCCAGUAAUACAUCUAUAUUUUAAUUGACA
This is a messenger RNA of Centruroides sculpturatus (bark scorpion), 1958 nucleotides long. Its product is annotated as uridine-cytidine kinase-like 1. NCBI's taxonomy places the organism in Eukaryota, Metazoa, Arthropoda, Arachnida, Scorpiones, Buthidae. The transcript has 14 exons. Bases 175 to 1842 code for a protein of 555 amino acids. The record is from RefSeq and is a predicted model, not a curated record. Gene Ontology annotation, molecular function: kinase activity; ATP binding. Gene Ontology annotation, cellular component: cytoplasm.